Capsella rubella is the source of this 1432-nucleotide messenger RNA. Its product is annotated as putative F-box protein At4g09190. Gene Ontology annotation, molecular function: protein binding. NCBI's taxonomy places the organism in Eukaryota, Viridiplantae, Streptophyta, Magnoliopsida, Brassicales, Brassicaceae. The record is from RefSeq and is a predicted model, not a curated record.
AACCAUUUAAUCUUUAAUUUUAACCUUUUUAAUACUAAGAAUUUUACUAAAGUCAAUAAAGAGGAAAAGCCAGCCCAUUAAGGGCCCAAGUUGAGGAAAGUCACACAAAUUAACAGACCUAAACCCUAAGCAGUAGCAGCAAAAUUCUUGUGCUAAACUCCCACCUUUGGUCUUCGCCGUUGUUGUUGCUUGGGUUUAGAGCACUAAAACUCUCACAACGUUGGCUAAGUUUUCUUCUAAGGUGCUAAGAAGAUGGAAGGAUCAAAGAUGAGAAAAAACCAGAGAACAAUACAAUCUUCAGAGCAUAUUCCUUUUGAUUUACUCGUGGAGAUAUUCUCAAGACUGCCAACAAAAUCUAUAGUGAGAUUUAGCUCCCUUUCAAAGCUCUGGUCGUCAAUACCAAGCACUCCAUGUUUCAUCGACUCGGUCGUGACACGGUCCUUGUCAUCACGGCAUUGUGUUAUGCUAAUCUUUAAAAAACACGACAAGCUCUACUUUUUUGCAUCUCCCCUACACACUGGUCCUAAAGUGGAGAGUUAUCAGUUUACAAUCCCCAACAACGGUAAUAUUCGACGUUACGAAUCCGUCCACGGCUUGGUUUACUUGGAAACUGGUAGAGGUAUUCAUGACAUGUUUAUUAGAAACCCUAUCACGAAAAGCUUCUUCACUUUACCUAAACUUGAUCGCAUCAACCAAGGCAAACCCCUAGCAGGCUUUUUGGGUUAUGAUCCGAUCAACGGUAGACACAAAGUAGUAUGUGUUCUGUUAGAAGAAGACAAGAUUGGGAUUCUUACAUUGGGAGCUCAAGAAUCAUGGAGAAUACUAACUAAAGGCUUCCCUAAUCAUCGCCAUGUGGCAGGUAGUUCGCGAUGCGUUGAUGGAGUUAUCUACUAUGAAGGUUAUUUUUAUCGUGCAUUCGUAAUAGUGCGUGCCAUAAUGAGUUUUGAUCUCAAAUCUGAAAAGUUCAUUAUGAUUGAACAUCCCAAGAAAUAUCAAAAAGGUGUAAUUUGGGCAUCUUUUGAGGGAAGACUAGCUUUGGUAAGUUCAACUCCCUCUGGAGUUGAAUUAUGGAUUCUUGAGGUUGGAGAGAAUCACCAUAAUUGGACAUGUAAACAUUUCCCUUCACCUCAUGCUUUCGACAAAGCAAUAUGGAAGUUGAACGGUGUUACUGAGACCGGUGAAUUUGUUUACACAUCUAUUAGAAAGUAUAAACUUAUGACUAUGGAUAGGGUUUUAUAUCAAUGGUUUCGUAUCUUGUAUGUUGAUCCGGAGAGAAACAGUAUGAGAGAAGUUAUGCAUGGAGGAAUCGCCAUUGACGAUAUUAUGCGACUUGAUGAAGUUGGAUAUGAUCUUACCAAAGAAUUGACUGUUAUACCACAUCACAUUCAGAUUUGAGUCAUCAUAAAGUCGUGGUAUUGAUGUAAUAAUGUUA